UUGUAGCAACUCUCAGUGUAGUACUCGCACAGAGGUUUCCAGUCCUGUAAGCACAAUGGUAUCAGGUGGAGGAUUCAUUUACAUCUCUCUUGAAGUGCUCAUUGCAGUGGGAUGCUGUCUGGGCAAUAUGUUGGUGAUCUGGGCCGUUUGGAGAAGUGGAGCCUUGAACAAACCCACUUUCUGCUUGAUCGUGUCUUUGGCGGUGGCUGAUUUCCUGGUUGGGGCCGUGGCAAUUCCUCUGGCUGUGAUUGUGGACAUCCACAUCAAAAUCCCUUUCCAUGCCUGUCUCUUCAUCGGUUGUUUUCUCAUUGUGCCACUGCAAGCAUCAGUGCUCACCCUCCUGGCUAUUGCUGUGGACCGAUGUCUGCGGGUUUGUAUCCCUUUCAGGUACAAGUCUACAGUCACUAAGAAGCACUCGUGGUUCCUCGCCGCUGUGUGCUGGAUACUGGCAUCUGUACUGGGCUUCUUACCCAUGUUUGGAUGGUACAACCAUGACACGCUGACACGUUACAACUCCACCUCCAUAGACUGUCAGUUCAUUGCUGUCAUUCCCAUUACAUACCUGAUCCACUUCAUCUUUGAGGGCUGUUUUCUUCCUCCGUUGGCAGUCAUGAUCGCUUUGUAUUGCUACAUCUUUUUAAAAAUUAGAAGUGGAAGAGCAGGUGUGUCAGCUGAAAGCGGUACAUAUAAACAAAAGGAGCAAAAACUGGCCAGCUCUCUGGUUUUAGUCUUGGCUCUUUUUAUUGUUUGCUGGCUGCCGUUACACACGAUACAAUCCAUCACAUACUAUAACCAGAGUAUACAUGUACCGCCCAUUGCUUUGUACUUUGGCAUUCUCCUCUCUCAUGCCAACUCGAUGGUAAACCCUGUAGUGUACGCCUUCAAAAUCCCUAAGAUAAAGCGGGAGUUUGGGAAGAUUUGGAGGAGGGUGAUUGGUCAACAGCAGGGGGUGAAUAUCAGUCCACAGGGGGGAGCCAAUAACAUUACUGACUCCACAGUACAAUAAAUAUACAGUGGGUACGGAAAAUAUUCAGACCCCCUUAAAUUUUUAAAAGGGUCUGAAUACUUAGGACCAUGUGAUAUUUCAGUUUUUCUUUUUUAAUAAAUCUGCAAAAAUGUCAACAAUUCUGUGUUUUCUGUCAAUAUGGGGUGCUGUGUGUACAUUAAUGAGGAAAAAAAUGAACUUAAAUGAUUUUAGCAAAUGGCUGCAAUAUAACAAAGAGUGAAAAAUUUAAGGGGGUCUGAAUACUUUUCGUACCCACUGUAGAUUAAAGAAACAUUAUAUAUAUAUAUAUAUGCAAACAUAUUUUUUUCAGACUAAACCUAAUCUUUUUAAUCUUGCUUCAGGUGGCAGUUACACAGUUCUGCCAGUAGGGCGCCUCACAACACCACAAUCAAAGUCUGAGAGUAACUGUGUAGUUAAAGUUCCUUUCAAGUAUAUCUAUAGUCUUUGGUAGCUAACUGAGUAACUGUAUGAUGCCUCUUAUGGCUGAAAAUGGAUAAUAGUGCACGUGUGUGUAGUUUAGUGCACAACAAUAUGUCUGUACAGUAUUACAAAUAUGAACCUGCAGUGAUGUACAAAACAAGUUGUUUAAAAUAAUAAUGAUAAAAAAAGCUUUAUUAUGAAGUACAUAUAUGAGAUGUUAUUUGUGACUUUCAUAAUGUCUAAGCAAUGUUCAUAAUAUUAUUUUUAGAAUAAGUCACUGAAAGAGUCACCAUUUAUUUAAAUCUAUCAUUUACAUUUAAUAAUUUAGCAGAUGCUUUUAACCAAAGAGAAAGAAGCAAUCAAACAAAUGUAAGUGCUGCGACAAGUCUCGGUUAGUGUAACGCGUACAUGUAAAUAAAUAAUAAAUAAAAAGAAAACAAGUAGAUAGAACAGAACACUACUGUUAGAGGGUCCUUUUUUUUUUUUUUUAUAAAUACAUAAAAAGAAAACAAUAGAAAUACAACAGAGAGUGCUAGUGUUAGAGGGUCAAGGUGUAUAUAUAUAUAUAUAUAUAUAUAUAUAU
Molecule: messenger RNA, 2009 nt
Organism: Onychostoma macrolepis
Lineage: Eukaryota; Metazoa; Chordata; Actinopteri; Cypriniformes; Cyprinidae
Gene: adora3a.1
Product: adenosine A4 receptor a
Exons: 2
Coding region: 56-1006 (316 amino acids)
Biological process (GO): G protein-coupled adenosine receptor signaling pathway
Cellular component (GO): dendrite; membrane; synapse
Molecular function (GO): G protein-coupled adenosine receptor activity
Source: RefSeq, a predicted model, not a curated record